Molecule: messenger RNA, 2622 nt
Organism: Homalodisca vitripennis (glassy-winged sharpshooter)
Lineage: Eukaryota; Metazoa; Arthropoda; Insecta; Hemiptera; Cicadellidae
Product: dehydrogenase/reductase SDR family member 12-like
Exons: 7
Coding region: 266-1228 (320 amino acids)
Source: RefSeq, a predicted model, not a curated record
ACUCUCGCGUCGUCUACGUUACUGAGCCCUGGGCCAGACUGCCCAGGUCUUGUUUUGUUUUGGUGUAGUGGGUGCAACUUGUUGAAUAUGAAGUUUAAAUUUGACUUUUAUUUUAUUUGGAAUGUAUUGGUUGUGUUUUUCCUUAUAAUAGUUUUUGUUGUAAUAUUUUUAUAUUUAUAAAAUAUUGCCGUGUUACCUCAUUCAUUGUGACAGUAUCAAAAACUUAACCUAAAAUGGUAUAGGUUAUAAAAUAAACGACACAAGAAUGGCAUUUUACAGAAAAGCUGUUUGGUUUUACAGAGGCUGGAAAGAAUACACACAAGAAGGAUACAUAGAAGCUGAAAAGAGCUUCAAUCCUACUGAUUUGGAUGUCAAUUUGAAAGGAAAAUCAUACAUAAUAACAGGUGCUACAAGUGGUAUUGGGAAGUGUUUGACAGAAGAAAUAGCAAAACGUGGUGGAACUGUUCACAUGGUCUGCAGGAAUAUGCAAGAAGCUGAAGUUAUCCGUUACAGCUUGAUUGAUCAGACAAAAAAUAAUGAAAUUCAUCUCCAUGUCCUGGACUUGUCACAUCCUCGUAGCGUUUAUCAGUUCACACAAGAAUUCAGAGAGCAGUUCAGUUGCCUUGAUGCCAUCAUUCACAAUGCAGGGUGUAUGGUGUACACUUGCCAUGUAGAUCCUGACGGUAUCGAGAAGAACUUUGCUAUAAACGUCUUGUCACCUCACAUAAUUACACGCCAACUUGUACCUCUGUUACACAAAAGUGAGAGAGGCAGAGUUGUGUUCGUAUCAUCAGGCUGCAUGCUGGUACAGAAACUGGAUCCGACAGACAUACAAUGUCAGAGUCUCAAGCAAUUUGAUGGGAUGCAUGUGUACGCUAAUAACAAACGGCAACAGGUAGUUCUGGCGGAGAUGUACUCAAGAGAGUAUCCUCAGCUCUUCUGUGCUGCCAUGCACCCUGGGUGGACUGACACUAAGGGGGUGCAGACUACCAUGCCCGAGUUCUACGCUAGGAUGCAGGACAGGCUACGCACACCACGGCAAGGGGCAGACACAGCCCUCUGGCUCGCCAUCUCUCCCGCACCUCUGAAAAACACAAGUGGCCUCUUCUAUCAAGAUCGUGUAGCAAUCCCAACCCACAUGCCUUUGUCCUUCACCAAACCUACACUGCAAGAAGAAGAUUCUUUUAUCAAACAAGUGGACCACUUGAUGGAAAGAAUGACUCGCUGACGACAGUUGAAACAGUCAGCCUCUAACCCCGGCUGUGGAUAGAGUUCCUGGUGGAUAGAUGAUUUAUCUUGACUUAUAGUACAAGUUGAGAUCAUUGUUUCUCCAGAGAACAGUGAGAAGUACUAUAAAUCUUGUUGGAUAUCUCCUCGACAAAAGAGCCUUGUGCUCUUUAUUAAAAUGAUGCACCUAGUGAAAUCAUGAAACAUUUGAUAAGGAAGACAAAAGAUUCUGACAGUAGCCUAAUGGCCUGAAUUUAGCUAAACGUCUGUAUGGUUCAAAGUGAUUGCAGUUCAAGGUUAACAUUUAAUAGGACAGCUUCAUAUUUUUAGCUGGAAAAUGUAAUACAAUACUUAAGAAAUGACACCCAAAUAAGUAUAAGAAAUUAAGUACAAAAAAUUGUCAGAUAUAAAAUUUAUGUUUGGAUUUAUAUUCUUUUUUGUUAGUGACAUAAAAUCUUGGUUAACUAUAAUUAGGAUUUUUGGAGGUAGUGUUGAUUUUGUUUGGAAAUUAGAUCUAGACCAUAUAACAUUCUCGCAAAAUAGUAAACCUAUAUUUGAAUGUCACUUAUUAACCUUAUUUGUCUAGAAUUUUUGGCACAUCUUGGGUUAAUAAAUGUCAAUUGGUAUUUUUAAUUGACAACUUUUAGACUCAAUCAUUUGUUUACUUGUAAUAUUUCUUGUUCAAACUUUGCAAAUAAAUUGUGUGAAACAACAAUAAAUUAGUAAUUGAAUUCUGAUGUAGGUAACAAAUAAUUGCGGUUUUCAACAAUCACCAUGUUAAAUUUAAACUAAUUGAAACUUUUUAUAGAUGUAUAAGAAAGCAAUCCAUAUAUUUGUUGGUUAAUGUAAUAUUUGUUGAUUAAUGUAAUAUUUGUUGAUUAAUGUAAUAAUAUAUAAAUGUCACCUAAAGUGAGUGUCUAAACCGUUAUUGUCUUAAACUAAACAUGUAUAUAAUCAAACCAUUAAUGCAAAUUCAAUAAAUGUUACCUAUAACUUACUUCUUUUAUUAGAAAAAUUUAUUACUGUUACUAAAUGUUGAACUAAGAAAAGAAUUCCGUUCCUACAGUUGCAUAUUAAUGUAAAUGUCUACUGUAUGUACGUUGUUAAAGUAUUUCAUGUACGUCCCCAUUAAAGACAAACAAUUUGAAUUCAAAGCUGUUACAGUGUGUCAGUACAUAAAUAAACUUUAUGAAUGCCUAAGUAGUUAUAGCACAUAUCUUAAAAACUGAAUAUAGCUUAGCUGUUUCAAUCUCAGAUAUGAACAGUAGAGUUAUGUCCAAUAAAUAUGGGAACUAAACCAAUAUGGCAGUAGUCACGCAAUUGUAUACAUGUUUAUAAGUUUACAUAUACAUUUCCAGCUCUUGCGGCUCAACAUCAAGUUUUUGGUUGGAUUCA